AUGGUGAAUGAUGACAUGAAUGAACCUAUUUUAAAGAUGCUAUUCAUAGGAAGAACCCAAUUUAAGGAGGGAGAAACAGUGGAAUAACUUUUUCAAGAGUAUCCUAGAAUCUUGGCCGGAAGGAAAGAGAUUACCAUAAAAAGGAGUAUUAGAAUCUCAAUAUAAGGGUUGAAUUAAAUGAGAAUUAGCAAAUUACAAUAUAGUGAAGGCUCCUCCCUCCUAAUUAAUCCCAAGAUAGAAGUUAUAGAUAAUAAAGUUGAGAAACAUUUUUCAAAUUCUUUUCAAAAUAGAUUUUUUUUAAAUCAGAAUAUUACAAAAGAACCAAUAAGAUUUGAAUAGGAGAAACCUAAUUGA
Paramecium tetraurelia is the source of this 354-nucleotide messenger RNA. RefSeq lists its product as uncharacterized. The record is from RefSeq and is a predicted model, not a curated record. The transcript has a single exon. Lineage: Eukaryota; Ciliophora; Oligohymenophorea; Peniculida; Parameciidae.